Molecule: messenger RNA, 1335 nt
Organism: Dichotomopilus funicola
Lineage: Eukaryota; Fungi; Ascomycota; Sordariomycetes; Sordariales; Chaetomiaceae
Product: 6-hydroxynicotinate 3-monooxygenase
Exons: 1
Coding region: 1-1335 (444 amino acids)
Molecular function (GO): monooxygenase activity; FAD binding
Source: RefSeq, a predicted model, not a curated record
AUGACACCCCCCACCAACAUCCGCGUAAUCAUCGUCGGCGCCGGCUUCGCCGGCCUCGCCGCCGCCAUCGAAUGCACCCGCAAAGGCCACAGCGUAACUCUCUUCGAAAAGUCCCCCUCCCUCGACGAAAUCACCCGUGUCGGCGACAUCAUCAGUUUCGACCCCAACGGCGCCCGCGCCUUUGAGCGUUGGCCGGGUGUCAUCGAGCAGAUGGAGGCUAUCGCCCGUCAGACGAGUUGGUUGGAUCUGUAUCAUUACCAGGGGCGGUUUGUUACCCGCCAGUCGUUUGCGGGGGAGAAGGCGUGGGGGAGGAGGAUUAAUGGCCAUCGGGGGCAACUGCAUCGGAUUAUAUAUGAUCAUGCGGUUGCGAGGGGGGUGGAUAUUCGGUUGGGUGUGAGGGUGGAGGAUUAUUUUGAGACUGAUGGCCACGAGGCGGACAGCGACAACACCAGCAGCAACUCGGUCCCAGAAGCAGGUGUGGUCUUGGCCCAUGGACAACGGGUAUCAGCGGACGUGGUGAUUGCCGCAGAAGGGGUACGAUCUCGCGGCCGGAAGAUUGUGUUAGGAUUCGACGAGAACCCGAAAUCGUCCGGGUACGCCGUGUACCGGGCGUGGUUCCCGGCCGACCGCAUCCGGGAUAACCCCAUGCUGAGCCAUCUCGUGGCUGAUAGUGUCGACACACACCAGGGUUUCAUCGGGCCGGAUAUCCAUUUUCUGGCGUCGACCAUCCGCAGCGCGACCGAGGUUAACUGGGUGUUUACCCAUAUUGAUGAUGGGAAUAUUGAGGAGAGCUGGCAGUGCCCUGGGAAACCGGCUGAGGCGCUGCGGUAUCUCGACGGUGACGGCGAUGAAAACAAUAGAUGGUGUCCCGUGGUGCGAGAGCUAGUCAAAGCCACGCCCGAAGGCCGCCUAAUUGACCACAAACUGGUGUACCGCGACCCGCUACCGACUUUUGUAUCCCCCGGCGCGCGGAUCUGUCUGAUCGGCGACGCAGCCCAUCCGUUCCUACCAACGUCCAUCCAAGGCGCGAGCCAGUCGAUCGAAGACGGCGUGGUGCUGGCCGCGUGCUUGGAGCGUAGUGGGAAGGGGAAUAUCCCCCGUGCGUUGCGGGCGUAUGAGAAAUUACGUUAUGAGCGGGUGCAUCGCGCGCAGGCGAUGGGGCCGGUGACGAGGGAGCGUUGGCAUAAGGCGGAUUGGGAGGAGGUGUGGAAGAAGCCGGAGAUGAUUCAUUUGGUGAGGGAGGAGUGGUUGUUGAACUUUGAUGCGGAAAAGGAUGUGUAUGAGCGGUAUGAGGGGGUCGUGGUUGAGCUUGAGUCCAAGUCGGACGGAGAAUGA